This is a messenger RNA of Gongylonema pulchrum, 426 nucleotides long. The record is from the annotation of a GenBank genome assembly. Lineage: Eukaryota; Metazoa; Nematoda; Chromadorea; Rhabditida; Gongylonematidae.
GCUUUUUUUUUUCUCAGCAAUGAAUCCACCCUUUAUUGUUACUCACAAGGAUUGCGAUUUACACAGUAUUGUUAAUUCAUUUGCUGCUGUACCCGAUCAUUGUCCCCGAUAUGUGCUUGGUGAUAAUCUUCACAUUGGCUUAUCGAAUUCGAUGGGUAAUGUGUUUUCCUAUACCGAUUGUGGCUUAAUUGUGGAACCCUUCUGGAAACACUCUAUUUGUGCUUACAAUGAGAACAUUUGGAAUUGUUACAGUUUUGUUAUGGAUUUUCUUCAGUAUGCAGAUUUGUUGGAGCGAAAUAUUGGUGCCGCGGAUGAGCUAAUUUCGAGUCAUGUUUGUAAAGCAUUACAACGAAUGUUUCGAUAUUUCAGCUUGUUGAAUUGCCUGUCUGGAUUUUCUUCAUCUUCAUGUUUCAUUUUGGCAUAGCU